AUGCUCCGUAUAUCCCCCCUACUCUUCUCUUCUGUCAUGCUAGUAGACCUCGUCCUAGCCCUCACACUCACCUCGCUCUUCGCAUCCGCAUACCCCGACCGCUUCCGUACCGCCCUAUGGCAAAACGGCGGCUCAGAAGGUUGGAACUCGGAUCCCCAGCAGCGCGUGUACGACUAUGCCAACUACCGCGAUUCGACAGUGUUCCACCUGGUGAUCGCUGCCAUAACGCUGUUUGUGUGGAUCGUGCGCUUCCAAGUCAACUGCCUCAGUGGAUACGUUCUCGAUCUUCACGCGAGUAUCAUGACGAAUGCCAUGUACGAUAUGCUUCUGGUUGGGCUCUAUGCAUCUAGCACGGCAAUGCAGAACUCGGGUGAUUUUUCGGAUCCUGAGCAUAUCAGUCUGAGGCCUUGGUAUCUGGAACGGGGGUGUGAGGAUGCGUGGAAGCGGACAUGGGGUGGGUGUGAAGUUAUGAGGGUGUCAUAUGGCUUGACGAUAUUUGCUGUGAUUUGGUACUGCCUCCGCUUUUUGACAACAUGCCUGUAUCUUGCGUACCAGCUUGGCAGAGAGCAUGAGGUUCAGGAUGUGUUGAACAAUUACGACGAACUCUCUGAGUGCAAGGCCAUGAGCUACACUCCUUGA
Bipolaris oryzae ATCC 44560 is the source of this 639-nucleotide messenger RNA. RefSeq lists its product as uncharacterized. Lineage: Eukaryota; Fungi; Ascomycota; Dothideomycetes; Pleosporales; Pleosporaceae. The coding region runs from base 1 to 639 and encodes 212 amino acids. The record is from RefSeq and is a predicted model, not a curated record. The transcript is spliced from 3 exons.